Molecule: messenger RNA, 2463 nt
Organism: Doryrhamphus excisus (bluestripe pipefish)
Lineage: Eukaryota; Metazoa; Chordata; Actinopteri; Syngnathiformes; Syngnathidae
Gene: rpa1
Product: replication protein A1
Biological process (GO): DNA replication; DNA repair; DNA recombination
Cellular component (GO): nucleus
Molecular function (GO): DNA binding
Source: RefSeq, a predicted model, not a curated record
AAGCGGAAAUAGCAGGAAGUAAAAUAACGUUUGGCGGGAUUGGCGAAGUUGUUGGCGCCACUGCAGCUGGACAGUUCACUGUGUUCAAGUCUUUGAGAGGAGCAGCUUCGUCCAGCGUGAUUUCUUAGUUUUUCUGAAAAAAAAAAUACUUGCAUUACUUAUACGCAAACAUGAUCGAUCUGUCUGAAGGAGCAAUCGAGGCCCUGUCAAGUGGAAAUGGUGGGAAUGAAGCAGUGCUUCAAUUGGUGAACAUUCGAAAGAUCGAAGGGGGAAGCGGUCCUGUUCGCUUUCGGGUAAUGAUGAGUGAUGGACAACACACCAUGUCCUCUUUCAUGCUCUGCACGCAGCUCAACAGCAUGGCAGAGGAUAACCGACUGGCCCCGAACUGCAUCUGUCUUCUCAAGCGACAUGUGACCAACAUUCUGAAGGAUGGACGACGUGUGGUGAUCAUUUUGGAGAUUGAGGUCAUCAAGUCCGCCGAGGAAGUAAAGGGCCGUAUCGGUGACCCCACACCUUACACUGAUGGCCAGAGUAAAGCCCCCCAACAGGCUGCCCCGCCCCCUGCUGUCCGCCCUCCGCUGCAACCUCAAACUGGAAAUAACGUGAACAAAGUUGUCAACAAAGAAUUUGUGAAGAAGCCGUUUACGCCCGGGACCCCAGGGGGGGCCUUCAAAGUUGUGCCCAUUGCCAGCCUCAACCCGUACCUGGCCAAGUGGACCAUUCGUGUGCGCGUCACCAACAAGAGCAGCAUCCGUACAUGGAGCAACUCGCGCGGCGAUGGCAAGCUUUUCUCCAUGGAGCUCGUGGACGAAAGCGGUGAGAUAAGAGUGACCGGGUUCAACCAAGAGGUGGACACAUUCUACUCACUUAUUGAAGUUGGCAAGGUGUACUACAUCUCCAAGGGUUCCCUGAAGGUAGCCAACAAGCAGUACACCUCAGUGAAGAAUGACUACGAGAUUACUCUGAAUGGAGACACCUCCAUCACGCCAUGUGAAGAGAACUGCAACGUUCCCAUGGUGCUGUGUGACUUCAUCUCAAUCGCAGAGCUGGAGAAAACCGAGAAGGACGCCAUCGUGGACGUGAUUGGCGUGUGCAAGAGCGUGGAGGAGGUGACCCGCUUCACCACUAAAUCUAACCGCGAGGUCACCAAGAGGACGCUCAACCUGAUGGACACAUCUGGCAAGUUGGUGACCGUCACGUUGUGGGGAGAUGAAGCGGAGAAAUUCGACGGCUCGUCUCAGCCCGUCGUGGCCAUUAAGGGAGCAAAGGUCUCUGACUUCGGUGGCCGCUCGCUCUCCGCAUCCUUCAGCAGCACCCUGAUGAUCAACCCAGACAUCCCCGAGGCGUACAAGCUCAGAGGCUGGUAUGACAAGGAAGGCCAUACCAUGGAAGGACAGUCGCUGACGGAAAUGAAAGGUGCCGUCGGAGGGGGAAGCACCAACUGGAAGACUCUAUCCGAUGUGAAGACGGAGCACCUGGGACACGGACAGAAGGCCGACUACUAUACAUGCCUCGCCACCAUUGUGUACCUCCGCAAGGAAUACUGCCUGUACCAGGCCUGUCCGAGCCAAGACUGCAACAAGAAAGUGGUGGACCAGCAGAAUGGGAUGUUCCGCUGCGAAAAGUGUGACAAAGAGUUUCCCAACUUCAAAUACCGCCUCAUCCUGUCUGCCAAUAUUUCAGAUUACGGAGACAACCAAUGGGUGACCUGCUUCCAGGAGAGCGCAGAGGCCAUUUUGGGCCAUAACGCAGAUUAUCUGGGACAGCUGAAGGACUCGAAUGAAGCCGCCUUUGAUGAGAUCUUCCAGCAUGCUAACUUCAACACAUUUGUGUUCCGCAACAGAGUGAAGCUGGAAACGUAUAACGAUGAAUCCAGGAUCAAGGCAACUGUGAUGGAAGUGAAGCCCGUCGACCACAAGGACUACUGCAAGAGGUUGCUCAUAAACAUCAGGAAAAUGCAAGCCGACAAAUAGUGUGUGCAGCUCCAAUGUAUUUUUUCUUUUCUUGCGAGUAUCCUCUUGGCGCUGGUUGAAGGAAGUGAAACUUGCGCCGUUUUUUGGCAAAAGGCUGCGAUCAUUUUUGCAAACAUCCUCCUCUGUUGAACACUUAUUUUUUUUGUAAUGUAGUCGUGCGUGUAAGUCCGGGUCAGCGAGUCACAAAUGACAUCAGCAGUGCGUCUUGUCUUAAGUCAGCCAGUUGUGACUUCAUGCACUGUGAUUAUGGAAUACAAUUUACACUUUUUUUUUACACUGACACACUGCAAGUAGCUGGACCGGACCUGCACAGCCAUGAUAAGUCUGUUUAUUCUCCAUUUUCAUUUUCGUCCCGCUCUCUGACUUCCAAGCACAUUGCAGAGAAACAGCUCUUCUAUUUAAGCGGGUUGCAAGUGUUUUUGUAACUGUUUUCUGUUCUCCAUUAUAUUUGUAUUCUAACCUGACCUAAAAUAAAAACACACACACAGCU